CUGUUAAACGUCGGCUAAUAACCACGAAACGCCGGCUAGAGCAAACUUUGGCGUCGCAGUUACGCAUCUCGUAUACGUUUAUUAACACAUCAUCAUUAAUAAUUAUUAACGUGUCAGAUCGACUUCGUCUGUGAACCACGUGACACGUUGUGCAAGCGAGGAGGACACCUGUUGUACCACUAUCGGAUUUACCACCCACACACACCGACUGUUCGUUUAUCGUCGCAACGUGUGCAAUUAUUUCACUACAACAACUAUAUAAUUGCACUUUAAUAUCAUAUUUACAAUAAUAUAGGCACCGAGAGACACGCAAUAAUGGUGGCUGAAAACGAAAACAAUGACAAUAUGAUCAAUGAAGAAAUGGAAGUCGAAGAUCCUUUUUGUCUGGAAUCAAGUCCCCUUAAAUUAACAUUUGAGGAUAUAACGUCUGCCGCUUACAAGAUAAAAGAUGGUGUAAUCAAGACAGCGUGUACGAAAUCGCAUUUGUCUGGUCUUGUCAACAUGGAACUUUAUUUGAAAAAAGACUUUGUGCAGUACACCGGAAGCUUCAAAGAACGCGGAGCGUGCUAUGCUCUGAUGAUGUUGUCCGACGAGCACAAGCGAAACGGCGUGAUAUCUGCAUCUUUGGGUAACCAUGCGCAGGCUCUAUGUUACCAUGGUAAGCGGCUAGGAGUGCCGGUGACGGUGGUUAUGCCCACGGUUGCUCCGAUAAUCAAAAUCGAAGCCUGCAGAAAUUUCGGCGCCACCGUCAUUGUUAAGGGCAUCAACAUGAAGGAGUCCAAGCACAUAGCUCUCAAGCUGUCAAAAGAGAAAGAUAUCAUGUACAUCAAUGGGUACGAUCACCCUCAUAUAAUGGCCGGCCAAGGUACAGUGGGACUUGAAAUAUUAGAAGACGUUCCGGAUGCCGAUGCGAUCGUCGUCCCUGUCGGUGGUGGUGGUCUGCUGGCUGGGGUGUCAUUGGCAGUCAAAACACUGAAAAAAGACUGUAAAAUUAUCGGCGUUGAAUCCGACCGCUGCCGAGUUUUCACUAAAGCCAUGGAACACGGUAGUCCGAUUACCGUCGAUGGCAAAAGCACGUUGGCCGAUGGCUUAGCCGUGCCCAAAGUCGGGUGUAACGCGUUUGCCACGGCCGCGGGUUUGGUCGAUAAAAUGAUUGUUGUUACGGAGGAAUGGAUAUCGAUGGCAAUUCUACGACUUGUCGAGGCGGAGAAGUGCGUAGUAGAAGGCGCCGGGGCCAUCGGACUAGCAGCCGUGUUGUCUGGUACUUUGGAUGAGUUUGCGGGAAAAAAAGUCGUUUUGUUGCUGUGCGGUGGCAACAUCGAUACGUCCAUACUGGGAAGGUGUUUGGACAGGGGACUGGCCAUCGACGGUAGACUUGUCAAGUUCCACUCGACUUUAAGUGACAGGCCCGGUGGAAUUGCGGAACUGUGCAGAAUUUUAGCAACUAUUGGCGUUUGCGUGAAAGACAUCAUACACGAAAGAGCUUGGCUAUCAGACGACGUCUUCAGCGUUAGGGUCAAAGUGGUAUGCGAGACGAGAGACUUGAGACACGCUCGUCUGCUGCAGGAGGUGAUAUCGAAAAACUACAGUUCUUCCGUGUUCGGCGACAUACCAUUACCCAAAAUUCUUUGAAUUAAGCAUUUACAUUUUUAUUUUUUUCAUUAGUGUUUGAUAUUUCAUUAUACAUAUAUUAUUACUUAACACUGGCACGCGGUACUACUAUAAUAUACAUAAUUAACUAUUCAACUAUUGACAUUAUAUUUUAUAAUUAAAUAAACGCUUUAUUUUUUGUACUGCA
Acyrthosiphon pisum (pea aphid) is the source of this 1798-nucleotide messenger RNA. It is a transcript of the gene Srr, whose product is annotated as Serine racemase. Gene Ontology annotation, molecular function: L-serine ammonia-lyase activity; threonine deaminase activity. The record is from RefSeq and is a predicted model, not a curated record. Gene Ontology annotation, biological process: L-serine catabolic process; L-threonine catabolic process. Lineage: Eukaryota; Metazoa; Arthropoda; Insecta; Hemiptera; Aphididae.